UAAUAUACAGAUUUGCACAUGAAGCUGGCCACACAGCCAGAAACAGAAUCAACACUCCUUCUUCACUUCAAGUCCAAGGUAGAAUUCAUGAACCCUGUCUAAAUAACUAUUAAUACAUUUUUAUUUUACUGUGGUAUCAAAGAUGAGUAUCCACAAUUAUCUGAUAACAGCAUUAAAAUAUUCCACCUACAUAUUUGGGUAAGGCAAGCUGUUUGUUUCAUAUUCUUCAACAGGAAUGACAGGUUAAGUGUAUAUGAAAAUCAGUCAGUCUUCUGCUGAAACAGAUGAAGAGAAAUACUUGGAAACUUGUUUAGUGCAAAAGGACCCACACUUCAGACUGUUCAUUUGGAAAAUGAGUAUUUCUUGUAAGGUUUUAUUUUGUCAACACAAUGGAUCUGUUAGUAUUCUAAGUCAAUGGAAUACGUUUUAAAAGACUUUAGUUUCUAAUAUUAUUUACACAUAUAACUCACAAAAACGUGUUUUCCUUGGGGAAACUCGUUAAAUCCUCAGAGCCCAUGGAGAUCCUGAGACCAGGAAGUCUGAGAACAGCUGACCAAGACAACUCUUGACCUGAAGUCAGAGAGAACAUGAGGAAAGCUCUUGGGGCUGGAUGGAAGAGGGGAAGGAAGGACAAAAGGCCCAGGUCCCUCCCUGGUCAGGAUGUCAGGUGGCUAGAAGCCAGCCCUGGAGAUGCCCCCUCCUACGAGUUUCACUUCCUGGUCUCCCAAACUGAGUCAGAUUCUUCUGCCUAGACACUUAUGACACGAGGGUAUUUCCCACUCCCAUUGGGUGUCCGGUUUCUGCAGAAGCCAGUAGGAGGUUCUGGGUUCCAAAAAACGCGCAGAGCUCAAAUGCUCCCCAGAUCUCUAUCUCUGGGUGAUGGCGCCGCGCGCGCUACUCCUGCUGCUGGCGGCCGCCCUGGCCCCGACCCGGACCCACGCGGGCUCACACUCGCUGCGUUAUUUCGGCACUGCCAUGACCCAGCCGGGACACAGGGAACCGCGGUUCAUCGCCUUCGGGUUCGUGGACGACACGCGCUUUGUGUGGUUUGACAGCGAUGCGACGGCCCCUAGAGAGGAGCCGCGGGCGCGGUGGAUGGAGGAGAAGCGGCCAGAGUACUGGGAGCGGCAGACUCGGAUCGCCAAGGCGAACGCGCAGAUUUUCCGUAAGAAUCUGAGGACUCUGCUGCGGUACUACAACCAGAGCGAAGCAGGGUACCACACCAUUCAGUCCAUGCGUGGCUGCUAUAUGGGCAGUGAUGGGCGCUUCCUCAGCGGGUACUACAAGACAGCGUAUGAUGGAGCCGACCACAUCUCUCUGAACGAGGACCUCCAUUCCUGGACUGCGGCAAACAAGGUAGCUCUGAUUACCCAGCGCGAAUAUGAGGCAACGAAUGAGGCAGAGCACCACAGGGCCUACCUGAAAGUUACAUGCAUGGAGUGGCUCCGCAGCCAUCUGGAGAAGGGGAAAGAGUUGCUGCAACGUGCAGAUCCCCCAAAGACACAUGUGAUCCAUCAUCCCAGACCUGAAGGUGACAUCACUCUGAGGUGCUGGGCCCUGGGCUUCUACCCUGCUGACAUCACCCUGACCUGGCAGAGGGAUGGCAAGGAACAGACCCAGGACAUGGAACUUGUGGAGACCAGGCCUUCUGGGGACGGAACCUUCCAGAAGUGGGCAGCUGUGGUGGUGCCUUCUGGGGAGGAGCAGAGAUACACAUGCCAUGUGCACCAUGAGGGGCUGCCUGAGCCCCUGACCCUGAGAUGGGCUCCACCUCUUCAGCACACAAACCCCAUUGUGGUCAUCUCUGCUGGCCUGGUUCUCCUUGGAGCUGUGGUCAUUGCUGUGAUGUGGAGAAAGUUACCAAGGAGGAACGCAUAACACUGUGGAACUGAGUCAUACAAAGGUGAACACCCACACAACACACUAUGUCAUGAAGAACUCCUGACUUCUUUCUGCACUUGGCAUCUGACUAUGUCCAUGUAUGAGCUCCUGUCAGCAAAAUGUGAGUCUGUUCAGGCAAAAUGGGAUUAGCAUUCUCCAUCCCUGCCUAUUGAGAAGAGCAUCUAGAUAGGACUCUUUGAAUUCUUACCCCAGGGUUGGUUGAUGAUUUAGUGUACAGCAAGUUGCCUCAAACUUGGGAGAGGAAAUAAAACUUGAGAACAUUUCAGAAUCUA
This is a messenger RNA of Peromyscus leucopus (white-footed mouse), 2174 nucleotides long. RefSeq names its product class I histocompatibility antigen, Gogo-OKO alpha chain-like. Bases 880 to 1878 code for a protein of 332 amino acids. Lineage: Eukaryota; Metazoa; Chordata; Mammalia; Rodentia; Cricetidae. The transcript has 6 exons. Gene Ontology annotation, biological process: positive regulation of T cell mediated cytotoxicity; immune response; antigen processing and presentation of endogenous peptide antigen via MHC class I via ER pathway, TAP-independent. Gene Ontology annotation, molecular function: signaling receptor binding; peptide antigen binding. Gene Ontology annotation, cellular component: external side of plasma membrane. The record is from RefSeq and is a predicted model, not a curated record.